Molecule: messenger RNA, 1912 nt
Organism: Hydractinia symbiolongicarpus
Lineage: Eukaryota; Metazoa; Cnidaria; Hydrozoa; Anthoathecata; Hydractiniidae
Product: secretagogin-like
Exons: 14
Coding region: 1-1041 (346 amino acids)
Biological process (GO): regulation of cytosolic calcium ion concentration
Cellular component (GO): cytosol; synapse; neuron projection
Molecular function (GO): calcium ion binding
Source: RefSeq, a predicted model, not a curated record
AUGAUAAAAAACGGAACUCAGAUUGUCACAAAGUUAGAAAUCCCUGUGGACGAAGGUGGGGACUCAGAUAAUAAACAUAUUUCCCUAAAGAAAUUUAUGCGUUACCGACAACCUCGUUCCCAGGGUCUUGUGACCUCUGAGCGUUCAUACGCCGCUAUCGACUUCAUCAACAAGGCAAAAUGCUCUGGUAACGAUGUUGUGUUACUGACUUUGGAAAUAAACUUCAUGAACAAAACAAAAGUUCCAUUUGUUAUCUUUAGCAGAACGCUGACUGACAGAGUUAGAUUAUUAAAAGGAAAGAUCAAACCAACCGGCAGCCUCUAUAAUCGGAUAAAAAGAUUUAUAGCGAGUAGUCAGUCAGAGAGGAAGACAAGUUUCAAGAAGGUACAGAGAAAAACUAAAGAAUUUGUUGGAACACUUGGAACAUCAUAUCGUGUCUGUUCCGUCUUUUUAGUACAGUUGCAGAUAAGUUUCGGUGAGAAAAGAAACAUGGAAGACGAAUCAACAAAGGUGAAUUUUUUGACGCAACUUCAAAGUAACAGUACAUAUCAUAUUGUUGAUUUCGUAAAGAUUUGGUACCACUAUGAUGCAAAUAGAAAUGGAUUGUUAGAAAGAAAUGAAUUGAAGGCUUUUCUUCACGAUUUGUUAAAAACAAAAGAAGAUAAUCUAACUGCAAAAAAAUUGGAGGAAUACGUAGAUUAUAUCUUGGAGAAUUAUGACAGAAAUAAAGAUGGAAAGAUCGAGCUCGGAGAACUUUCAAAGAUUCUUAACGUCGAGGACAACUUUUUGGCAAGAUUCCAGGAUGGAGAUCUCACGAAAGAACAAUUUGAUGAAGUCUUUGCACACUAUGACAAAGAUAACAACGGUUUCAUAGAAGGAGUAGAGUUGAUUGGUUUCUUACGAGACAUGAGAUUGACACAAGAUGAGGAAUCCAAAACAACAGAAUUGGAAAAAUAUCGUGACUGGAUUAUGGAGAUGUCAGAUCUUAAUCGCGAUGGAAAGCUACAGAAAGAUGAACUAAAAGUUUUGUUUUUAGGAUAAACUAAAAUAAAAUGCAUUGUUUCUCUUUUCUUUGAAUAAAUAGUUGGUGAUUUUCAUUUUUUUUAUUUAUUUAUUUAUAAUUUUAGACAAAAAUUUUUUGUGGGAACGUUUGUUGAUUUAUGACAUGAAUAGUUUUUCAGUCGAAACUUAUUUUGAUAUUAAAAAUAAAUAUAUUCUGUCUAGUAUGCAAUAUGAGAUACAUAAAAAACGAACCCGUGGAUUUUCCACCCGAGCUCACGACUUGUUUGUUUGUAUAAUGCUAAUUUAGAAUUUUCAAUGUUUUUCCCUUUCAUGUGUUGCAACAAACUGCUCUAAAAGGCUGUUUUUCAUUUUUUUGGUAGGCUUUGUUAGCGGAUAUAUUUUUUAAUUCUCACAUUUUCUUCUCAAUUUUCAAAAAAUUUUAUACCUAAGAGGAUUUGCAUGCUUCAAGAUUAUCAGGGCCGUAGUAGCUUAAGGAGUUGCUGAAGGGUACGCCCUUCUAAAAAUUUUUUUUUAUCGAUCAUGGUAAAUAUGGGGGAGAGAUAUACAAUGGAUGCAAUCUAGGAGUUUAAAAUAUCUAAUUUUUUUCCCUCUAUCGCCCGCCUCCUUUUCCUAAAAAAAAUUGCUACGGCUCUGAUAAUACUGCGGUUAAAUGUUAAAAUGGUAACCACAUUACGAUUACGUUAACAACAUUUCUCUUUUUCUUUUUGGAUCGACCUAUUAAUUUUUUUCCUAUUAACUUUGCAGUACAUUUUCGUAAUAGACUUUCACUAUAUUUUGUAACGAAUUAUAUGACACGUUAACGGAGUUGCUAUAUUUAUAAACAACCAUACUAUAAUACUGUUUUAACGGUGCGUAUCUUUUUCUGUUGGAAAGACAUGAAAAAUUUGAA